CCUAGCCUCGAAAGCGCAUGUGGACUUGGCGCAUGCGGAUUUACUCCCUCCACCACAUUAUCUGAAAAUGGCGGGCGUAGAGGAGUUGUACAAGAGCUUUGGGGUCCUUGCAGAUGCUGGAGAUAAAAUAUCCGAGCAUGAAGAUGCAUAUAAAGCUAUAAUCGAUGGAGUAAAAGGAGAUGCACCCCAAAAGAAGCUUGCUUGCCAGUUUAUUCCACGCUUUUUCAAGGACUUUCCAAAGCUUGCUGAACAAGCAAUUGAUGCACAACUUGAUCUUUGUGAAGAUGAAGAUGCAGUAAUUCGUAGACAAGCAAUGAGAACACUUCCAGAUUUCUGUAAAGAUGAUGCUGACCAUGUGACACGAAUUGCAGAUAUUCUAACACAGCUACUGCAAACAGAAGAUGAAGUUGAAUUAGCAAUUGUGAAAAGUGGUUUGGUAUCAUUGAUCAAGAAGAACCCAAAAGGUGCUCUCGGUGGUAUUUUUUCACAGAUUGUAAGUGAAGAUGAUGUUGUAAGGGAAAAAGCAAUAAAGUUUUUGAACUACAGUGUUCAGCUGUUGCUGAAAGAAGUCUUCCAUCCAAAUCCCGACAUGGAAAUGUUUCUUUUUGAAGAAAUAAAAAAGACAAUGAGUGAUGUCACUGGCGAUGAGUUCAAAUCAUUUAUGGCAGUUGUUUCAAAACUGAAGUCAAUAGUCAGCCAACCGCAAAAUCUUGCUGAUGUCAUUGCAGAGCAGGCAGAAUUAGAGAAGAGUUUUGAGCCAUCAGACAUUGAUUCGAUAGAUCGUUUGAUCACAUGCACAAGACAGGCGGUGCCCUUUUUCAAGAAGGGAGCAUCGUCAGAGAAGUUCUAUGAUUAUCUGGUAAAGAACGUCUUACCUGUCAUCAAUGAAGUUGCUCAAACAGGUGAAAUGGGCGACUUCCGACUUGAGCUGUUGAAGUUGUUUGUCGAAGUAUCCCCCUAUGUCACAGAGGAUCAAGCCAAAGAAUCAAUUGAUAUUAUUUUCAAUAAAUUGAUUGAUUACAUGCCAGCACCUCCGACCGACGAGGAAGAAGAUAAAGAGGCUGCAGAUGAUAAAGAAAUAGAGGCUGAGAAGAAGUUGAAUUUCUCAUACGUUGAGUGUCUUCUUUUCACUUUUCACCAGCUCGGCAGACAGGACGAAGAGUAUCUAUCGAAAGAAGAAGCAGCCGAAAAAUUAAAAGAUUUUAGAUCAAGGCUACAAUACUUUGCAAGACAAUUACAAGCGUACAUAAAACAGUUGAGAGUGGCAUUACAGGGGAAAACGGGUGCAGAACUGGAGGAGGCAGAAAACAAAAUCAAAUGUCUAGCUUUAAAAACAACAAACAACAUCAAUGCCCUUAUACGAGAUCUGUUUCACAACCCGCCAUCUUACAAAAGUGUCAUUAUUCCGUCAUGGAAGGCUCCUAAUCCAUCUAUCCCAGAAACAGUCGAUGAGAGACGAAAGAGGGCUGGAAUAACCCCGGUAACAUUUGAAGGUUCGCCGACCACAAAGAAGAAGAAUUCAUCAGAGGUAUACACGCCACCCAGCCGAAGGAAUGGAUCUGCAACAAAGUCUCCAAAUUGGUCAGGGGGUUACGGUCAGAGCAAUUAUAGGAGAGGGUUCGGAAGGCAGCGACGAGGACGAGGGCGUGGUCGAGGAAGUCGCGGGGGAGGCUACAGUGGGUUUUUAUAUCGGUAAUUAGAGAGGUGGAAAAAUCAGUGCAGUUGCUUCGAAUUAAAGGAGUUGUCUGUUGUUUGCCCUGAGUUUUGAACUUUUGCCAUCAGCCGUUUUCGCCUGCAGAGAGGUUGUAAAUGCAGCUAAGUGGUACGUCGUUGAAAGGUGAUGUUGUGAGAAUAUAUCGAAUCUUUUGUCACCAAAGUGCUUAAUUUUGGAAGAUUCUUAAAGCAAUGGCGGGAGAUACUACGUCAAAAGCCAGCUGAAAGUGUUUGAACAUUUCUUUUUUUAUCACUUUAUGAAUUAUAUGGACUUUAAAUGGGGGUUAUCUCGUUUUGCGUUUUCCCGUAAAUGUUGCAACAUACCUGAUACCAAUGUGGUUAGGUUCUGUUACUACUCUACGACUUGCAACCCGAAAUCUUGCUUCAAAUGUAAGCCACUCUAAUUUUGAAUAUAACCCAUUAAUUUCAAACAAUUUUAUGGCAACUGCUCCUCUUCCAACCUUUUAUUCUUCUAGAUAAAAAGCGCACAUGUAAUGUAAUACAGGGAUGAUUGCGUAUCAGCUUUUUUCUUCAUUUAAUGUUGUAGAAAACGGACUGUUUAAAUGUAGUUUGUUUUUGUCAAAAGACGUUCAUUCAUUUUAUUGAGUGAAAAACGCUAUUUGAUAUUUUUUGUUGAGCAGUUUCUUUUAUUGAUUAUUAUGAAUAAUGAUUUAGUGCUAUGCAGAAUAUAUGGCCUUGUUUUAUCUUAAAUGUAACGUGUUAACUAUUAAAAAUUAACCAAAUCUUGCUUUGAUGCGGCUAUUAAAGUUCCUAGAUUUCUA
Messenger RNA from Rhopilema esculentum, 2495 nucleotides. Its product is annotated as apoptosis inhibitor 5. Gene Ontology annotation, molecular function: RNA binding. Gene Ontology annotation, biological process: negative regulation of apoptotic process. The record is from RefSeq and is a predicted model, not a curated record. Gene Ontology annotation, cellular component: nucleus. NCBI's taxonomy places the organism in Eukaryota, Metazoa, Cnidaria, Scyphozoa, Rhizostomeae, Rhizostomatidae.